Messenger RNA from Manihot esculenta (cassava), 1003 nucleotides. RefSeq names its product universal stress protein PHOS34. NCBI's taxonomy places the organism in Eukaryota, Viridiplantae, Streptophyta, Magnoliopsida, Malpighiales, Euphorbiaceae. Bases 255 to 743 code for a protein of 162 amino acids. The transcript is spliced from 4 exons. The record is from RefSeq and is a predicted model, not a curated record.
UACCUUGAUGCAGAAUCUACCCAGCCGCCGUUUUCAUCAUUUCGCAAACCUCAAGUAGUCAAGAAUCAACCCAAAUGCACAACCCAAACCGGAAAACUAAGAAAACCUCGGCCAGAACCACCUAUAAAUGCAGUGUAUCAUUGUUUGUAAAUUAUCUACAUUUUAAGGCCCAGAAAUUUCUUGCUUCUGUAUAUUAGCUAGCAGCAGCAGCCUUUGGACAAGAAGAAGGCAAAAAAAUUAUUGGGGUUUCAAAAAUGGAAGGAGGGAACACCAGUAGAGGCCGAAAGAUAGUGGUGGCUGUGGAUGAGAGCAGGGAGAGCAUGCACGCUCUCUCUUGGUGUCUCGCUAACCUUGUCUCUCCCACUUCUAAUGGCACUCUAGUCCUCCUCUACGUUAAGCCCCCAACUCCUAUCCACUCUGCCUUUGACGCUGCAGGGUACAUGUUUUCUGGUGAUGUUGUUUCUGCCGUGGAAAGUUAUAGCAAGAAUUUGGUGAACUCCGUGAUGGAACGAGCAGAAGCUGUCUACAGUAAAUUCAACGUAAAAGUAGAGAGAGUAGUAGGGAGCGGAGAGGCAAAGGAUGUGAUCUGUAAUACAGUAGAGAAACUUCGAGCUGACAUGCUUGUUAUGGGAAGCCAUGGUUAUGGUUUCUUGAAGAGAGCUAUCCUUGGAAGUGUAAGCGACCAUUGUGCCAAGCAUGCAAAAUGUCCAGUGGUGAUCGUGAAGCAUCCAGACGAAAAUUGACUUGAUUCCUGCCACAAAACUUUCUUGUACCAUCAUAUGUAUUGUGUAUAUGUAUUCUCUCUUUAUAACACUACUCGGAUCAUGAAGUGAAAAGUUGGUGCAGCUGUUAUGGCUGGGGGCCUGGAUGCUGGCUAUUGUAUAAUAAAUCCAUUUUAUUAGUAGCAGGAACGAUCAAGAGAGAAACUAUUUAGUGCAAAUUCUCAUUAAAAAAUUAGUGCAUUGAUUUAUAAUACUCAUACCAAAUUCAAGUGAUUGGAGUA